Molecule: messenger RNA, 2838 nt
Organism: Stegostoma tigrinum
Lineage: Eukaryota; Metazoa; Chordata; Chondrichthyes; Orectolobiformes; Stegostomatidae
Exons: 2
Coding region: 346-1461 (371 amino acids)
Source: RefSeq, a predicted model, not a curated record
AUUGGAAGCUGAACAAAAUGUGCGCUGCAACACAAAGGGCAGCAAACAAAACACUUGGACUGGCGACCGCGCGUUUAAUCCCAACGUUUCCAGCUCCUGUCUAGAGGGCUCGAAAAAUAAACAGAAGAAGAGCUAUUUAGAGCGGCGUUGCGUGUCCACACUCACUAUCUUAACUCGUCCGCAACUUGAAUCCCGACAGGAGUUUGUAAUCCCAAUCAGACCUGCAAUAUCCGAACAAAUGCUGUAAAGUGAAUUUGGCGGGCAGAUGAAUUUUGCAUUUUUGGAUUCCGUUGCUUGAGAGGAGAAUCUCAACUGAAAUUAUUGAUGAGAUUAAAAUAGCGUAAGAUGGUGAUGGCACGUGGAGGUUGUAGGUGUAACUGUCGUACAAGAAUCUGGUGUAAGCCAAGAAGUUCAGACUGGUGGGAGCGUGUGGUUAUGAAGGACUUUCAGCCAAAUGAUUGGCUGGAAAAUUUCAGAAUGUCUAAGGAAACAUUUUUCCAUAUUUGUAAUAAGCUGAAACCCAUGAUUUCUCGUCGAAACACUCACCUACGUCCUGCACUCCCCCUGGAAAAGAGAGUUGCAGUAGCAUUUUGGCGACUUGCUACUAAUGUAGAAUAUCGAAUUAUUAGUCAUUUGUUUGGGAUAGGUCGAUCAACUGUCUGCAAAUGUGUACGAGAUGUAUGUCAUGCCAUUGUGUCUGUCUUAAAGCCUUUGUAUCUUAAGAUGCCCUCUAAUCAAGAAUUUGAAACAAUAGCUCAGAUGUUUGGUCGAAAGUGGGAAUUUCCUCAAUGUGUUGGCGCCAUUGAUAGUUGCCAUAUACCUAUCAUUGCUCCCCCACAGUACCACAAAGAUUACCUAAACAAAAAGGGAUGGCAUUCAGUUGUGUUACAAGGUGUAGUUGAUGAUGGUGGGAAUUUCUGGGAUGUGUGCACUGGAUUUUCUGGGAGUUCUCUUGAUACAAAAAUUCUGAGGAAUUCUGAUCUAUGGAGAAUGGCUACUGAAGGAAGGCUGUUCCCUGACUUCUCAAGAGAUAUUCUGAGAACGCCAGUGAAAUACCUACUGAUAGGCAGCUCUUCAUAUCCACUACAGGAGUGGCUCCUGAAGCCAUAUUCUGAAACAGCAAAACUAACACAGCAUCAACUUGUGUUUAACUACAGGUUAAGCCAAGCUCACACUGUGAUAGACGAUGCAUUUGGACGACUCAGAGCUCGUUGGCAAUGUCUUCUCAAGAGGAAUGACUGUAGCCUUGAACUUAUUCCAACAAUGAUUACUGCCUGUUGCAUUCUUCAUAACAUCUGUGAAAAGCAUAAUGAUGGCUUUAAUAAUGACUGGCUAGGUGUUCUUGAGCAGGAGGAAUUUCCUCAGCCAAACCAAAUAAUGUCAGAUAGUACAGUUGAUAGGCAAGCUGAAGAAAUUCGUCAGGUAUUGUCUACAUACUUUAUGAGUCAAGAGGAAAGCUAAAUGUUAGCUUGAGGUUUGUCAUUGUAGCAUUUAUGGACACUGUAAGAUUUUUCAGUUUGAUUUUUGUCAUUGAUUAGGAAUGCCUUGAUAUUGUGUACUGAUAUGCUGUAGCAAUAAACCAAUAAUGUUAUUUCCUUUUUUAUCGUAACCAUGGUAAAGUCCAUUGCAUUUUUUAUAGUAUUCCUGCCAUCUUUCAGUAAGUUGGUUAAACUUGGUGCUGAAGUCUGAAUAGCAGUUGUGCUCUUGAAGACUUUUGCUUGUAUAUUCAGUUCAAGGAGUUUCAGUCAAGCUCAGCUUAACAACUAUUUUCUGAUACUUGAAACUGCUUUCUACGAUUAUUUGCAAAGGCCUUCAAAUAGAAAGUUAAAAAUCAAAAGACAAUAAUGGAUUUUGGUAUGGACAAAACGGAAAAUCAGAAAUGCGUAAGUGAACUACCCAAGAAAGAUACACAAAGCACAUGGGUUUAAUACAUCAGAUUGAAAACUUUAAAAGCCAUUAUUAAAGUAUGGCAAAAAAAGCACACUAAAAACACAAUACAGAAAAGUUUGCAGAAAGGAGUGAAAAACAAAACCGUUUGCAGGAAAUAGUUUGAGGGUAGAGUGAAUUUUAUAUAAACCAUCAAAUUCUAACUCUAACAAAUGUUUUUAAUUGAAAAAGUAUUUGCUAAUUUAGUGUAUAUUCAACUAUUUACAUGCAGAUAAUUGCAUGUAAGACAGCAUUUACUGAAUUUAACAAUAAGGGGUUAGUUUCAUUGUGCUAAAACAACCCCAAGGUGAAAAUGUUAAAAAUGUAAAAGUAUGUCCUGACUCUCACAACUUGCACAAAAACACAUACACUUGAACCAAACAUGCAAAAUACAAAUUACAGAACAAAGGAGAUUAAAUUUGACUAAGUUAAAGAUCAAUAAGAAUAAAAUGAUAAGUAAGACCUCACUGGUUAUAAGUGGCUAUCUGGUCUGGCUGUAGCUUUCCAAUGACUUAGCUUCAUGGCUGGCAGUUUAAGGUUGUAACUGAUGUCUUCUCCUUCUAAAAGUGCUACUGUGGAAAGUAAAGCCUCUUUUUGAAAGUUUUAUGCCUGCCUGCAGGAAGAUAGGUGCAAUCAAACUCAGCAGACAGGGUUUAAAGCUUAAAUGGAAGGAGAGAACGGUGGCAUCAGUUCACUAUAGGAGCUGAUGCGAUGUCUGCCCAACUCCCAAAUUCAACAUCCACAAAAAAGUUGUUGUGUGACUUUUGUUGGGUUAUCACAUCUGUAGUUUAUCUUUGGACAUUCUAGUAUGCAAACAAGAUAAUUUUUUUUAAUGUCCUGUAACAAUUAAAUUUCUUACAUUUGUCCCAAUGCUGUGUUUAUAGCAAGGCAAUAAAGGCUCAAGUCUUCUGA